This is a messenger RNA of Linum trigynum, 1125 nucleotides long. The record is from the annotation of a GenBank genome assembly. Lineage: Eukaryota; Viridiplantae; Streptophyta; Magnoliopsida; Malpighiales; Linaceae.
AUGGCGUACAACCCCCAGGUCUCUCUCAUCAUUGCUCGUGCCUCUGUUUUCACAAACAAGGUGUGUGAAAAUCCUGAGGAUUACCCUCGCUAUCUACGUUGCUUUCGUCAUAGGCGUCUGAUCCCAUCCUAUACCCUAGAGCCUGCCACUUUCUCCAGAUACCAGCUGAGGGUGGAAGAGCUCAUUCAAGCUCUUGGCUGGAGCUUAGUGAUGGAGCAACAACGUUUUACUUAUUGCCCCGAGGCAGUUCGUAUGUUCUAUGCGAGCCUUCGUAGAGACCACAAUCCUCGUCCAGCUUUCUUCUCCUCAACUGUGUAUGGUUUCAGCCAUACUGUCACCGUGGAGUUGUUAUCUCAGACUCUGCAGCUCUCAAUUGAAGGAAGAUCACUCAUGAGUGAGCAUGAUUUUUAUCUCUAUCUAUUCAACCCGAAAGAUGCCAUCGCUCGGCUUACCUCUGUCGAACCAAGUGACUCGAAUUCCACUCUACUCUGUCAUCUCCCUGAUGAAUUGAAAGUGCUACACUUCUAUAUUACUCGUAUAUUUCUCCCUCGCACUGUCCAUCAGUCCGUGGUCACGCCUCUGGAUCUCUGGAUCAUGUCUAAUGCAGUGUCCAAUCGAAAGCUUAGCCUGCCUCAUCUCAUGUUCCAUCACAUGAUCACUUAUAGUGAUAUCAACAAUGCUGGGUAUCUACCUUAUGGUCCUCAAAUCACUAGGUAUCUUCGCUGUCUAGGAGCUAAUCUCGAUGACAAAGUUCAACUUGUCAAUGUUUUGGACACUCUACGGGCUCAGCAUGUACUGCGACGGGUAGACGCUUCUGUUGGCGUUCGUAAACCUCGCAAUGACCAAGGGGGAGUAGCUGUGCGAAAAUCAAAAUCAAAGGACCAAGGAAAGAGGAAGCUGGGAGCUUGGAUUAAGGGGGAGACUUCGAAGUUGCAGGGAAAAGGCACCCAGAUCGAUUCUCGCCCAAAAACAGCAGGGAAAAGUAUCAAAAUCAGGGACAAGAUGCCAGAAAAUCCACCCCUGGAGCUUGAGGAACCAGAGGAAGAACCUGAAGAAGUUAUGGAGGACAAAUUCUCUGAAGAAGCUAUCUCGGACUAUGAGUCCGAUCCGGAAUAUGACUUCUAG